AUGACGAAGCACGUUGAAAAGGUUGUUGGAGUCGAAAUGGUACCUGAGGCUGUGGAGGAUGCGAAAUUUAAUGUCAAGCUGAAUGUGCCGUGGAGUCCAUCCAAGCGUGAUCAAAGCUAUUCGAAGUUGUGA
Molecule: messenger RNA, 132 nt
Organism: Paraglomus occultum
Lineage: Eukaryota; Fungi; Glomeromycota; Glomeromycetes; Paraglomerales; Paraglomeraceae
Source: the annotation of a GenBank genome assembly